UUCUGCAAUAGAUGGAUUCGGGGACUGUCACUCUCAGACCAUUCAGGGUCAGCGAUGUGGAUGACUUCAUACUAUGGGCAGGCGAUGAUCAAGUCACUCGAAACAUCCGGUGGAAGACCAUCACCUCUAAGGAGGAAGCCUUGACGUUCAUUAAAGAAGUCUGCAUCCCCCACCCCUGGCGUCGAUCCAUAUGUAUAGAUGACCGCUCCAUCGGCUUUGUUUCGGUCUACCGGUGGUCGGGCAACGAAAUAUGUAAGGCGGACAUAGCGUAUGGGAUAGCUGCAAAGUACUGGGGACAAGGGAUUACCACCAAAGCAGUGAAGAUGGCUGUAUCAGAGGUGUUUAAGGACUUCCCUGAUCUGGUAAGGCUGCAGGCAUUUGCUGCAGUAGAGAAUAAGGCCUCUCAGAGGGUGUUGGAGAAAGCUGGGUUCACCAAGGAGGGUUUGCUCAGGAAGUACACAUUUCUCAAGGGCCAACUGAAGGAUUUGGUGAUAUAUAGUUUCUUGUCCACUGACAUAACCGUGGCCGUGGAUGACAAACUACUCUAAGAAAAUCAGUAUUAAUCCCCCCUAAAGUAGUUUUAGUUUGUGUGCUUGAAUGCCAACACAAAAUCUGCUGUUUCUCCUCGUUUUCUUUUUGUCCUUUGUUUUUUCACUGUCGUUUAAUUCUGCUGCUAUUAAAAGGUAGUGCUCGUAUCAUAUUUGGAAAUUGAACGUUAAUAAUGCAUUUCUUCAUGGUA
Vitis riparia (riverbank grape) is the source of this 739-nucleotide messenger RNA. RefSeq names its product putative [ribosomal protein S5]-alanine N-acetyltransferase. The record is from RefSeq and is a predicted model, not a curated record. Lineage: Eukaryota; Viridiplantae; Streptophyta; Magnoliopsida; Vitales; Vitaceae. The coding region runs from base 12 to 548 and encodes 178 amino acids. Gene Ontology annotation, molecular function: acyltransferase activity, transferring groups other than amino-acyl groups. The transcript has a single exon.